Lodderomyces pseudojiufengensis is the source of this 1206-nucleotide messenger RNA. RefSeq lists its product as uncharacterized. The record is from RefSeq and is a predicted model, not a curated record. The coding region runs from base 1 to 1206 and encodes 401 amino acids. The transcript has a single exon. NCBI's taxonomy places the organism in Eukaryota, Fungi, Ascomycota, Pichiomycetes, Serinales, Debaryomycetaceae.
AUGGGUGUUUCAAACACGGUUAUUUUGGUAUUCUCAGUAUUGUCAUUUGCUAUAGGUGUAAUUGCUGUUCUUUUGUUUGGCUGUUUGCUCGAAGAUUCCGUAUAUGUACCAGUAGAUCUUGAAAAUGGUGAAGUUAAGAAAGGUAAAUUAAGGUUUUUGAAAAUGUUUCGUCACAGAAGAAAACAAAAAGAAUUAACUGUUAAUACCGGUGAAGAAGUACAAGACAUACCCGCAAUUAGUUCCACUCAUUCAGUUACUAGGGAACAAAAUUCAUUUCAAAGUCAUUCUAAUGAUGAAUAUCAACAGAACAGCUCAAAAGUUGGAUUAAAUAGUUUUCCAUUGGAUUCAUUAGUAGUCCCCACUCAUUCUGAUCAGAAGUCAUGUCCAGUAAAAACAAAGAACGAUCAAGUUAAAACUAAAGCACCUUCUUUGGAUAUUCAGAUUUCUAAAGAAAUUACAAAUGAUGAAGCAGUACCUAUUGUUCCUGAAAUUGGUCAAGAUAAUGGUUCAAACAUUUCUCUUUCCCCGAAAGUUGAUGCACUGAUUUCACUGAAUUUUGAAACUAAACAAAUUAAUACCAACGAUGAAACUGAUCAAUUGGUCCCAACAAUUUUAGCACAACCACUUAAUCAUUCUUCCAAAGUUAACGAAUUUGAAUCACCCCCUGUUAUUUCAACUGCGCUCACAUCAAAUUUGCAAGAUUCGAUGGAUGAUAAACCUGACCUCAACAGUUUUGAAAAUGGCAUCAUUCGUCAAGUUAGUGAUCCAUUAUUAUCAGCUUCUCCUGAUAAAUAUAUCAAGGUUGGUGAUGAAGUAGUUGUUAUCAAACCUUUCAAAGGUAGAAAAGAAAAUGAAUUUGAUUUAUUAGAACCUGGUGACAUAAUCAGAAUUAAUAAAAUUUUUAUCAUGGAUGAUGAAAGAAAUAAAGAUAAAAUUAGUGAAGGUCCAAUCAGUCCAGUAGAAAAUUUAAAUUUAGAUAAUGAAAUCACAAUAUCAAAACAUGAUAAAGAAUAUAAAAAUAUUUAUUGUACUGGCUUAUUAUUACGUGAUUCAUUAGAAGAUUUAUAUUCUUUGCCUUUAAAAGAAGCAGCAUUUAGUACAAAAAUGAUUCAGGUUACCAAUGAUUUCCCAUUAUCAAUUGUUACCUCAAAGAGUUCAUUAGGUAAUGUAAGAAAACAUGAUGCUAUUCCUGCAACUUAUGAAUAA